Messenger RNA from Ornithodoros turicata, 835 nucleotides. RefSeq names its product UPF0488 protein CG14286-like. Bases 374 to 775 code for a protein of 133 amino acids. NCBI's taxonomy places the organism in Eukaryota, Metazoa, Arthropoda, Arachnida, Ixodida, Argasidae. The transcript has 4 exons. The record is from RefSeq and is a predicted model, not a curated record.
UGGUACGGGCCUCUGCAUGCCUCUGCAUUUCACGGGAAGGGUACGUGAUUUGAAACGGAAGAACACAUCGGAGCCCCGCGAAAAUCCUGCCGCGAGGCGCGCAGCGAUAGCGCAGAGCAACCGAGCAACCACGUAAACAAACUGAUAAUGUCACAGCGUCACGCGUCACAGCCGCGACAACGUGCUUUCGUGCGUUGAGUGGGUCAGAGUUGAGAGUGGUUGAGAGUGCCAGGGUGCCAGCGGCAGAACCAAGAAGACCAGUGAAACAAGCAUUCUCCGACAAGGAGAAAACAGAAAGCCGUUCCAAUCGGCUUGUAUAAUACGCAACUCCUUUUACAUAAUAGUUUCGUACGCACGUUUCAAUGUAACUAACAUGACAUCUCGAAGGAAACCUAGCACAGAGGACAUGCAGGAAAAGUUUGAGCGUGAACUGUGUUGGUGUACUGAGCAACUGAGCACAAUGCUUUCAGACAUGGACCCGAAUAAAAGGCAAUAUAAAGACAAACUGAAGGCAUUACAAACCCUUGAGAAUCCAAAGGCGCCUAUGAUAAAAAAGCGUCAAGUGAUGAGCGCUGCCCUGGGAAACUACAGACAGCAGAUGGAAGUGGAACAGGCAAAGUACAAUACAGGUAAUAUGCAGAACAGAAUGAAGCUAGAAGUUGCCACUGGGUCACAAGCAACAUUUAUCAAGAAAGUGGUGGCUUCUCAAAAGAUACCUGCUGAAGAAAACGGGUUUAUGUUUAACUUUGUCGUUAAUGAAGAGUCUCUUUCAUAGUGCUGUAAACUGCUGUGCAUUACCGCCGUCUUUUUCAAUAAAUAACUGUUGUGAAUUCCA